Messenger RNA from Dothidotthia symphoricarpi CBS 119687, 1575 nucleotides. RefSeq lists its product as uncharacterized. The coding region runs from base 1 to 1575 and encodes 524 amino acids. The record is from RefSeq and is a predicted model, not a curated record. NCBI's taxonomy places the organism in Eukaryota, Fungi, Ascomycota, Dothideomycetes, Pleosporales, Dothidotthiaceae. The transcript has a single exon.
AUGCAAUCACGGCGGUACUUGCGGACAACCUGGGGGGAAGCACAGAUCAAACCACGAAUGGGACAUACAUUUCCGAUAACAGUUACGCCUGAGCAAGUCCGGACUCCAUCAUCGGAAGACUUGAAUCUGGCCAGCUUUCUAGCCUCUCUUACAUCUGACGGUGCGCAAGACUUUCAAAGAAAGGAUAUGGAAUUGGCGGAGAAGAUGCUCAAGAAGCAGAUUGAGCGAGAAACCCGGAGGCGUGAAGAUCAGCUCAACUCCAGUAUUCUAGCUACGACACAGCCGUCAACCACAAAUACUGGCCGACCAGAUAACAGACCGCCACGAAAAGCCCAGAAAGCCUUGGUUUUGGACCCCGAUUGGGAAGCCGUUGCUCUUGCUCAGAUCACAAAAGAAAGCAUGAGUUUAGACAAGGAGUGGUCACAAAACACCUGGAACAACAAGUCGAACAUGUUCCACAGGUUGAAGCUUCUCAAGGAUGAUGGAUAUGACAUUGCUCCUCUGUUGACUUUGACUAGUGCCGACCUGACAGAGGUGGUUCUCGCACAUGUGGAUGCGCGAAGGCAGCGAGGGGCACGGCCAAAUCCAUCGUCGCUGCAUCAAUCGAUAAAAGCAACACGUGCAUCGAGGGUGACGAGACGACCAAAGUCCAUUCUGGAUCCACGGUCAGCGAUGAUCGUCAGUCCCCAGGACGAUCGGUUCUUCGCUGCAACUUUGCGAUAUCGUCCCGCGCUUUCGCCGUCAUUGAAGCGCAAGCAAACUCAACUUGACGAUGCUGAGUCUCUCAACACAUCGUCGCAAUGGUGGUAUCUCGAACCGACUUCUCCAAGUGUGCAGCGCGGACCAAAGAGAAGGCGUGCCAACAAGAUCACCGCAGAGGAGCAGAAGAAGCAAGCUAGAGAUGCGGUCCGAAAGAAUUUCGUUCAGUCAGUCUUUUCGUCUUCGUGUUCGGAGGCCGCGACGAAUGACAAAGCUUCGGUGUCCACAGUCCUCUUCUCCACUCCGGACUUCGGGAUCAACACACGACUCGCUCACAACGAUUCGAUUUCUGGAGCUUCAUCUCGAUCUUCCUCAUCAACGCAUGCUGAUACCAACAAAACCCUCAUGAUGGACUCGCGAGGCUUCGAGAACAUGAUGGACGAACUUCGGUUUCUGGCAGAUGCUGGGGGCAACGUUCGCCAGUUCACCAUCAAAGAUGUGAGUGUGCGGGAUAUCGCUGAGGACAACAAAGAUGUGCAGAUGCUGGACGUCGACGUGGACACCGAUACUACGUCCGACACCCACCAUCAACUCCUCGUUUUCGCAAAUACACAUCAAGAUACUGUCAUCCGUGGGAAUACAGAGGCAUUGAUAGCCUUGAUGUCGAGAAUGCGAAACCACGACCUCACCUACAAUGCCGAUAUGAGCCAAAUCGGGCUGGAUCUUCGUACGCAUGGCAUGUCAUGGUCGCUGAGUAGCAACACACAGACAGUGUUGGGGAAGAUCGAGGAGCAGUUGAAGACCGGCGUUAGGAAAUACGGAGUGGAGGUGCGCGUGAAUGUGUUUUACGGUGGGAUAAGGUGUUUUGCGCCGUGA